GCACUUUUUAUCUGUUUCCGAUAUUAGCUCGUCUAAAAUCCACAGUUUCAAGUGUCAACACAUCAUCUGCCAUGGAAAUAAGAUCGCGAUUAAGUUUGAGUUGUUUUUAUCGAGUUUUUAGAAACUGUAAACAAUGGCACAAGAAGCACAGCUGUUCAUUACAAAACCGACACUCGCACAGGCAGUUAUCCUCCGAAUCUGGAGAUGUUGAUCUAGAGCUAAGCUACACAACAUAUCCUGACCAAGAACACAGUCAAGUAUCAACAAAAAAGCCUUUGCUAUUUGUACAUGGUCUGUUUGGUGCUAAAGGAAACCUGCACAGUGUCUCCAAGCAUUUAUCCAAUGAUGGGCAAAAGGUUGUGACUUAUGAUGCUCGUAACCAUGGAGACAGUCAACAUAGUCCAAAAAUGGACUAUAUCUCCAUGGCUGAUGAUUUGGAUGGUUUGAUAACUGACCUUAGUCUGAAAGAUCCAGUAGUCAUGGGCCACAGUAUGGGAGGGAAAACUGCUAUGACAUUAGCUCUUACAAAGCCAGAAAGAAUGUCAGCUCUUAUAGUUGUUGAUAUUACCCCUAGCACCAAUGACACCAGAGAGCUCUAUAAAUAUGCACAGGCUAUGAAAAAUGUUCAGAUUCCAUCAGGUGUCUCCAUCAUCCAAGCUAGGAAAAAUGUUGAAGCACAGUUGAGUGCAGUUGUUACAAACCGUGCAGUGCUUCAGUUCUUAUUAACUAACUUAAGAGAAUUUCCCAGUGGAGAGUUACGAUGGAGAAUGAAUCUUAAUGCUAUCAUCAACAACUUUGAUAAGAUUACACAAUUUCCUGACCUCAGCUCCAAACAGUUUAUUAAGCCAACACUAUUUAUAUUUGGUGCCAACUCUCCUCACUACAGAUCUGUCCAAAUGGAUGUCAUAAAAUCUUUUUUCCCUCAAGUACAAGUAACAGUUAUUAAAGAAGCAGCUCAUUUUGUACAUGCAGAUAAACCUUUAGAAUUUGUCGCAGCAGUCAAAACAUUUUUAUCAUCUAUAGAGGAGAGUGCAGUGUAAACCUGUUGAACCUUGCUAGUUCAUUUAUAGAAUAAUCAAUUGCAAUGUAAGACUAGAAUAAAAGCACUACAAAAACUAGAA
Molecule: messenger RNA, 1121 nt
Organism: Biomphalaria glabrata
Lineage: Eukaryota; Metazoa; Mollusca; Gastropoda; Planorbidae
Product: protein ABHD11-like
Exons: 6
Coding region: 72-1040 (322 amino acids)
Cellular component (GO): mitochondrion
Molecular function (GO): catalytic activity
Source: RefSeq, a predicted model, not a curated record